Molecule: messenger RNA, 587 nt
Organism: Cryptotermes secundus
Lineage: Eukaryota; Metazoa; Arthropoda; Insecta; Blattodea; Kalotermitidae
Exons: 2
Coding region: 88-396 (102 amino acids)
Source: RefSeq, a predicted model, not a curated record
UCGCAAUCUCGCAGUGAUUGCCAAUAUUGAAGUGCCAAAUUCUUAUCCGUUCUUAUCUAUGUCCUAUUUGUCACAUAAUUCGCUGCCAUGAGUGAAAGGAGUAAUGUUUGCCAAAGGGGUCCAAGUGUUGCAAUUUUUGACAGUCAUAGAGAAUUACUUCACGAGUCGGCUCCGACAGCGUUCGGGGAUCGAAGCCUGAAAUCUACUAUUAAUACACUUAGAACAAUGCAGCGAGAAACCAAUGAAUUUUUAACCAAACUUGUGAACGAACAAACUUCGCAGGAUGCUGGUAAAAAGGAAAGUGCUGCAGAGGAUAAAGACAGUGCAGAUGAGGAAGAUGAUGGAGAUGAAGAUGAGGAUGAAAGUGCUUGUCCAAAGAAAAGAAAACACCAGUAGAUCUCAUUCAUAUUUACGGAAAGCAGCUAUUAAAUACUCAUGGUUUUAUGUCAUUGAAUUCUUCAACAAAUAUUACUGCCCUAGUUCUUUCCAUGGUUUUUGAAAUUGUUGAAAUAAUUUGUUCAUUGGAAAAGUGAAAAAGGAUUGCAAAAUAAUGUAGUACCAUAUUUAAUUAAAAAUUAGUUCUGUAA